AUGGCGAACCAAGAGAACUGCGCUAGAGUCACUCGCUUAUCGAAGAAGAGGGCAGCAGAGGCAGAGGCUUUGGGUGAGUCUCAACAACCGCCUGCUAACAAGAAGAGAGUGGUGUUGGGGGAGAUUAAGAACUUGUCGAAUGUUGUAGCUAAUCAGGUUCAUAAACUGGGUUCUGAGCCUCCGAAGCCCAGAUGUAAGUCGAAGAACAAGUUCAAGAAGGCAGUGACAACGACGACAGUGACGGAAAAAAUUGAUGAGGAGAUCAAUGUCAAAUCGGAUGAUCCCCAAAUGUGUGCAGCCUAUGUUUCUGACAUAUACGAGUAUCUUCACAACAUGGAGAUGAAAGCAAGUAGAAGACCAUUGCCUACUUACAUUGAGAACGUUCAGAAGGAUGUGACUGCUAACAUGAGAGGAAUUUUGGUGGAUUGGCUAGUUGAGGUAGCAGAGGAGUACAAGCUUCUUUCGGACACACUGUAUCUCACAGUUUCUUAUAUGGAUAGAUUCUUAUCGAUGAAUGUUCUCAAUAGGCAAAGGCUUCGGCUUUUGGGUGUCUCUUCAAUGCUCAUUGCCUCGAAGUAUGAAGAAAUUAGCCCUCCCCAUGUGGAGGAUUUUUGUUACAUCACUGAUAAUACAUACACUAAAGAAGAGGUGGUGAAGAUGGAGGCUGAUGUACUCAAGUGUCUCAAGUUUGAAAUGGGAAAUCCGACAAUUAAGACAUUUCUCAGAAGAUUCACCAUGAUUGCUCAAGAAGAUUAUAAAACUCCCAAUUUGCAGCUUGAGUUCCUGGGGUACUACCUAGCAGAGCUGAGUUUGUUAGAUUAUGGUUGUGUGAAGUUCUUACCUUCUAUGGUGGCUGCAUCUGUUAUAUACCUUUCAAGGUUCAUGCUCCAACCAAAGUUGCAUCCUUGGAGUUCAGCCCUGCAACAAUAUUCAGGAUAUAAACCAGAUGAUCUAAAGGAAUGUGUGCUUAUUAUUCAUGACUUGCAAUUGAGUAAAAGAGGAAGCACAUUGAUGGCAGUGAGAGAUAAAUACAAGCAACAUAAGUUCAAAUGUGUAUCAACGUUGUCUUCUCUGCUAGAAAUACCCAAUUCCUUCUUCGAAGAUGCUAAAGAAUGA
This is a messenger RNA of Ilex paraguariensis (yerba mate), 1116 nucleotides long. The record is from the annotation of a GenBank genome assembly. Lineage: Eukaryota; Viridiplantae; Streptophyta; Magnoliopsida; Aquifoliales; Aquifoliaceae.